CUCUCUUCAUCCCAAACCUCACAAACAUUUCAUCCAUCUUCUUCUCAUUAUUUGUUCAGUUUUCUGAUCAGUUAAAUAGUUUCAUCAAUCAAUUCAUUGAUCAUGGCUUCUUUUGCUACUUCCAAUGUUGUUUUCUUUCUUGUUUUCUUGGUCUCUUCGCUUCAUUUCUCUACAGAGGCAAGGAGGCUUGCUGAGUCAGACCUAAACGAGCAGCCUUUGCUGUUCCGAUACCACAAUGGCCCCCUUCUAACUGGGAAAAUCUCUGUUAAUCUCAUUUGGUAUGGCAAGUUCAAGCCUUCUCAACGUACUAUUGUCUCCGAUUUCAUCACUUCCAUUACAUCUUCCAAGCCUACGGUAGCUCAACCCUCCGUUGCUAGAUGGUGGAAAGCCACAGAAAAAUACUAUCAGCUCAGCAAGAAAUCUUCUUCUCUUGUCCUGUCAUUGGGUACACAAAUCCUUGAUGAGAACUACUCUUUCGGCAAGUCAUUAACAAAUCAACAAAUCGUACAAUUAGCAUCAAAGGGUGCUCAGAAAAAUGCCAUUAACGUUGUCUUGACAUCAGCUGAUGUUUCUGCUGAAGGGUUCUGCUCAAGCAGGUGUGGAACCCAUGGUUCAGCUUUGGGUUCAAGCAAUGGUCACAUUAAGGGCAAGAGUUCCAAGUUUGCUUACAUUUGGGUUGGUAACUCAGAGACACAGUGCCCAGGUCAAUGCGCUUGGCCAUUCCACCAGCCCAUCUACGGACCACAGAACCCACCUCUGGUUGCACCAAACAAUGAUGUAGGUCUUGAUGGGAUGGUGAUCAAUCUAGCUAGCCUCUUAGCUGGGACUGUCACGAACCCAUUUGGAAAUGGCUACUAUCAGGGUCCAAAAGAGGCACCACUGGAGGCCGCAUCCGCUUGCCCUGGGAUUUAUGGUAAAGGGGCUUAUCCAGGCUAUGCUGGUGACCUUCCGGUGGACGCAACAACGGGAGCUAGCUACAAUGCACAUGGUGUCAAUGGGAGGAAGUACCUGCUUCCUGCCUUGUUUGACCCUUCAACCUCAACUUGUUCUACUCUUGUUUAAAACAAAGAAUUAUAAGAAUACGAACAUGACAGCAUAAAAAAAUAUGUUAGGCAGUAUAAUUUUGUGAGAGAUUCUUUUAUUGUAUUAUUGAAUUAUUCUUUUUCUAUCACGAUUGAAUAAGAGAUUCACACUUAAAUUUUCUCCUUAUC
Molecule: messenger RNA, 1211 nt
Organism: Durio zibethinus
Lineage: Eukaryota; Viridiplantae; Streptophyta; Magnoliopsida; Malvales; Malvaceae
Product: protein PHOSPHATE-INDUCED 1-like
Source: RefSeq, a predicted model, not a curated record